Molecule: messenger RNA, 453 nt
Organism: Lindgomyces ingoldianus
Lineage: Eukaryota; Fungi; Ascomycota; Dothideomycetes; Pleosporales; Lindgomycetaceae
Exons: 1
Coding region: 1-453 (150 amino acids)
Source: RefSeq, a predicted model, not a curated record
AUGUCAUGCCGUCCUUGGAGAUGCUGCCAGACUUCCGCGAGGUUCCUGUGCUGGAAGGACAUUGACACGGACAAGUCGAAAACAGGGCACGACGGGUAUUACGACAAAGCCUGGGAUAGACGGUGUGGCUUUCACAAAGUGGAUGGUAUUUGGGAAGAGAUGCAUACCGGCCAGACGACUCUUCACGCAGACUCACGGUCACAGCGGAUAUCUUCGUUGCCUGCAGGCGUGCACAAGACAGCCUUGGGCGGACCGGACUGCGCUGGGCUUGGCUGUCACAUUCUCAAGGAGGGUACGGCAGAGGGCGAGGUGGUUGGUUUGGAAAAUUCAGCUGAGCAGGGUCUCAGGCCUGUGUUCCGCAACGGUUUAUUACACACCCUUGUCCCUUGCGCUAACUCUAACACCCGACAAUGCAACUCCCCGCCAGCCGCCGCCCAAAAGCAAAUGGGAUGA